This is a messenger RNA of Dictyostelium purpureum, 537 nucleotides long. RefSeq lists its product as uncharacterized. Gene Ontology annotation, molecular function: acyltransferase activity, transferring groups other than amino-acyl groups. NCBI's taxonomy places the organism in Eukaryota, Evosea, Eumycetozoa, Dictyosteliales, Dictyosteliaceae. Bases 1 to 537 code for a protein of 178 amino acids. The record is from RefSeq and is a predicted model, not a curated record. The transcript has a single exon.
AUGAAUAAUAUAGAUUUAAAAAAGAUAACAGUAGACGAUUUAAAAGAGUUACAAAUAAUUGGGAAAAAAACUUUUUAUGAAACUUUUAAAGAUGGAAAUACAGAAGCAGAUAUGGUAAAAUAUUUACAAGAGGGUUUCGAAGAUCAAAAACUAAUAAAAGAAAUUCAAAAUGAAAAUUCAGAAUUUUAUUUUGCAAUUGACAGAGAAUCUGAUAAUGCAGUUGUGGGUUAUUUAAAAUUAAAUAUAGGUCAAGCACAAACCGAAAUUAAAGAGAACAACAGUUUUGAAAUUGAACGAAUAUAUGUAAUUCAAGAGUAUCACGGUAAAAAAGUGGGUCAAGUUUUAUUUAACAAGGCAUUAGAAAUUGCAAUUAAUAAUAAUAAUAUAGAAUAUAUAUGGUUGGGUGUUUGGGAAGGUAAUCCAAGAGCAAUACAAUUUUAUAAAAAGAAUGGAUUCAUAGAAUUUGAUAAGCAUAUUUUUGUGUUGGGUAAUGACGAACAAAUUGAUAUCAUGAUGAAAUUGGUAUUAAAAAGAUAA